UGACCAGCAGACAGGCUAACCUGUAGUUUAUCAGUUGGAUUAGACAACCUGGAUAUCAUUUUCAGAUUUGUUUAUAGAUACCAAAUUACCAGUGGUGUUCUGUUUAAAAAGUUAUAUUAAACAUUUGCCACGUUUUAAAAAGAUUGUGUCACAUCUGAGAAAAUAUCACUGAAAUGUAUGAAAAUGUUCCCACAGUAUCUGCUGUGGAGCGGCAGCGGGUCCUGCAGGCGCUCGAAAGGCUCCAGGCCAAGCUUCUUCAGCGAGAGGAGUGGACCCACAGCGAGCGGCUGGGGGCCCUGAGCGACACGCUGCGGAGCCCUCUGCUGGGUCACAUCCUCACCCUUCAGCAUUCCAUCAAACAGCUGAAAGAGCAGCUGAACUGCCUGCCAGCCGACACCUGCAGUGAUUUUAGUUUCUCCCGGAAGGGGCAGCUCAUCGUCAGUGCCAGCCGGCCUCCCAGCAGCUUGCUGGGGGCUGCCCCAGGCUCACUGGUGUCCAAUGGCUCUGGGCUUUGCCUGCCGGGCCGCAUUUCACCCGAGCAGCUGCAGAGAUGGAUCCAGGCGGCAGCGGAGGGAAGGCCGACGGAGCAGAUCAGCCUGCCUAAGCCGGUGUCCGGGGGCCUCGGCUUCAGUGUGGUGGGCCUCGGCCCCGACGGCGUGGGCGGCAAUGGCGUCUUCAUCCGGCAGGUGCAGCCGGGAAGCAUCGCACACAGAGAUGGACGGUUGCAGGAGAACGACCAGAUUCUGGCAAUCAAUGGGAGCCCCCUGGAUAAGAACGUCACCCAGCAGCAGGCCAUUGGUCUGCUGCAGCAGUCUGGCGAGCGGGUGGACCUGGUGGUGGCCAGGGACCCGGCAGCCCAACGCCUUGUCCGUUUGCCAGGGCCGGUGCAGUCGGAGCUGUGGGGCCACGUGGAGGAGAUCGAGCUGGUGAACGACGGCUCCGGCCUGGGCUUCGGCAUCGUGGGCGGGAAGGCGACAGGUGUGGUGGUGCGCACCCUGGUGCCUGGCAGCGUGGCCGACAAGGACGGCCGGUUGCGCACAGGGGACAACAUCCUCCGCAUUGGGGAGACUCCGACUCAGGGGUUGGCCAGCGACCAGGUUGUGCGGGUGCUGCAGGGCUGCGGGAGUCGCAUCAGGAUGCUCAUCGCCCGGGACCCCCUGGGGGGGCCGCACGUGGCCCCGCCGCCACCCCCGGCUCCUGCCGUCGCCCCUGUUUCCACGCUGCCUCCGGUCCCGGCUCCCUCUCGCAGAGGAACCAGGAUGCCGAACCUGGAUGGGUAUGAGAUCCACGAGGUGGUCCUGAGGAAAAAGGAGGGUCAGAGCCUGGGUAUCUCCAUCGUGGGCUACAACGCCAUGACCAGCGAGAAUGCCGUGGGGGUCUUUAUAAAGCACGUCAUUCCAGGGAGCGCCGCUGAGCAGAGCGGGAAUAUCCGUGUCCAUGACAGGAUAAUAGCGCUGGACGGCGUCAACCUGCAGGGCUUCACCAAUGAGGAGGUGCUGGAGGUGAUGAAGCACACCGGCUCAACGGUCAACCUUACCCUGGUCAGGAAGAUGGCAUCCAAGGCCACGCCCAAGGAGCUCUCCCUGGAUAAAGUCCACAGGGAGCCCUCCCGCGUGUCUCUGAAGAGGUCGUCCGAGGUCAAGGUCCGCUCGGAUGUGCAGAAGGCCCCCCCCGCCCCCGAGCUUGCAGAGAGCCCUGUCUCUGGGGUCAGGCCGCAGCUAGCCAGAGCACUGGACCCAGUGUUGCUCGCCGAGAAGGAGCUGAGGGUAAAGUGGGAGCAGGCACUGGGACCCGAGUACACAGUUCUGGUUGUCGAGUUGGAUCCAGUGAUCGAGGAUGAUGCUGAGCUUCAGAAAUACUCCAAGCUCCUUCCGAUCCACACCAUGCGGCUGGGCGUAGAGCUGGACUCCUUCGAUGGACACCACUAUAUCUCCACCGUGGCCCCAGGGGGCCCCGUGGCUGAGCACGGGCUGCUGAGACCAGAGGACGAGCUGCUGGAGGUGAAUGGAGUGCAGCUGUAUGGGAAGUCCCGACGUGAGGCGGUGGCCUUCCUGCGGGAGGUGCCGCCCCCCUUCACCCUGGUCUGCUGCCGCCACCUGAGCGCCGAGAGUGCCGACCUCCAGCCCGACGUGGAGGAGCCACAGCUGGACGACUGGCUGAGCGGCGGACCGCCGCUGCUCCAGGAACAGGCUAUCCUGGAGGAGCCUGAUGACGAAUGGGAGGACAGCCCCCAGAUGGAGCAGCAUCACUUUGUGGAGGAAGGGGAGAAUGUGGAAGUUGAGGAGGACGAUGAGCCAGAGCUGGCUCUAUGGUCCCCAAAGAUCCACAUGUUAGAGCUGGAGAAAGCAGACCAAGGCCUGGGAUUCAGCGUUCUGGACUAUCAGGAUCCCCUUGACGCCACACGCUCCGUCAUCGUGAUCCGUUCCCUCGUGCCUGGGGGGGUGGCUGACACGCAUGGUGGGCUCCUCCCGGGGGACCAGCUGGUCUUCGUCAAUGACACUCACCUGGACGCGUGCGACCUGGCCCAGGCGGUGGAGGUGCUGAAGUCGGCUCCACCUGGCAAGGUCUACCUGGGAAUCAAGAAGCCCCUGCAGAUGGAGGCGCCAGAGAGCAGCAGCAUCCCGGAGGAGGACGGGGACCAUGCAGGGAUGCGAGAAGAGUCCAAGCAGGAGGAGGCUCUUGGACCCUUUGACUCUCUGGCCGUACCUAAGAGUGAAGCCCUGAGGCCUCCCUCGCCGGAGGAGCUGGUGGACGACCCGGAGCUGAUUCUGGACUGCUCCGUCUCCCUGCCCCACUACGCCUCACCUCUGUCCAUAGAGGAGACCGAGAUGGCUGUGGACGAUGAGCAGCCCGUGGCGGAGAUUGACGAUCUGAAAGACCGCGUGGAGGACCUGCCGUUGUAUUCCAAGCCCAGCGCCACCUUGUGGGCGGAGCCAGACGACGACAUCAAUCCCCUGCCCACUGGGGAGGAAGAGGAGGAGGAUGAGCAGGCUCGAGGCGAGUGGUUGUGGUGGGCAGGCCUGGAGCCCCGAGCCCAGUUCCCUCCCAGCCAGUCAGCAGCCGAAUGGUCUGGACCCCCCGAAAGCGCCGCUCCCUUUGACUCCAGGGCCAGUGUGUCUGAGCUGCCGGCAUCCGACACAGACACUGAAUCCGCCCACCCCACCGCCCCAGAGAAGUGGAGGACGCGGGUGAAAAGCAGCACUCUGCCUCUUAGAGGGCCACAUAGGUACAGCGAGUUACCGGAGCGCGAGGAAGGCGAAGGAGAGGAAACGCCUGUGUUCAGUCACUGGGGCCCCCCGCGCAGGGUGGAGGUAUACUCGGAUCCAGGCGAGCCGCUGGGGAUCAGCAUCGUGGGGGGGCGCACCGUCAUCAAGCGGCUGAAGAACGGCGAGGAGCUGCGGGGGAUCUUCAUCAAGCAGGUGCUGCCGGGCAGCCCCGCCGGGCGCUGCAAUGCCCUCAAGACCGGUGACAAGAUCCUGGAGGUAUCAGGGGUUGACCUGCAGAACUCCAGCCAUGAGGAAGCGGUCCAGGUCAUCAAGGCAGCUCCCAGUCCUGUGGUCUUCAUCGUUCAGAGCCUGUCGUCCACCCCACGCCUGCCGGACACAGAUGCAGGGAGUGCCCCCCCACCAAUGAGGCUGCCCCCACCAUACAGGCCACCCAGUGGACCUUUGGGUGACGAGCAGCAGGAGGACCUGGAGAGUGCCAGAGAGCGAAUCAGGCAGACAUACGGCGAGCUGCCCGGGGAGCUGCUGCUGGUGGAGUUGGACAAGGAGCGGCAGGGCCUGGGCCUGAGCCUGGCAGGAAACCGCGACCGCUCCUGCAUGAGCAUCUUUGUGGUGGGCAUCGCGCCCGGGGGGGCGGCGGCCCGCGACAGCCGCAUCCGCAUCGGGGACGAGCUGCUGGAGAUUAACGACCAGGUUCUGUAUGGCAGGAGUCACCAGAAUGCCUCAGCUAUCAUUAAGAGUGCUCCCUCCCGGGUCAGGAUUGUUCUCAUCAGGAACGAGGAUGCAAUCAAUCAGAUGGCCGUGCCGCCCUUCCCCGCCCCGCCGCCGCCCAUCGUCCCCCCUGAGCCCUACCAGAACGCCGUGUCCCUCGAGGACACGCCUUUGCCAGUUGACAGCCUGGCCCUCGGCACCGACCGCCCAGAGACCCCUGCGGCCAAGGAGAUGGCCGCCUUGGAGCCUGGGGGGGGCAUGGAAUCCUCCUUCGGGGACACAGCCCGUAGGACCCUCAGCGAGAGCGAAUCGGCCUCUAAGGUCUCCAGCCUCCCUAAACUCUCUAAGAGCCUGAACAUGCUGCCCUUAGACAAGCCCACGUCCCCCUCUGCAGCUCCUGCCCCAUCCAGUGCCAGUCCCGACCCUGAGUACUGCUGUCCAGAUCCAGCCACUUGUCCCAUUGUCCCCGGUCAGGAGACGGUCAUCGAGAUCUCCAAGGGUCGCUCGGGGCUGGGCCUCAGCAUCGUGGGGGGGCGGGACACGCAGCUGGAUGCCAUCGUGAUCCAUGAGGUGUACGAAGAGGGGGCAGCAGCCCGAGACGCCCGGCUCUGGGCUGGAGAUCAGAUCCUGGAGGUAAAUGGCGUGGACCUGCGUGGCGCUGCGCAUGAGGAUGCCAUCACGGUGCUGAGGCAGACCCCGGCCAAAGUGCGCCUGAUGGUGCUGCGAGAUGAGAGCCAGUACCGUGAUGAGGAGAACUUGGACGUGUUCCGCGUAGAGCUGCAGAAGAAAACCGGCCGUGGUUUGGGCCUCAGCAUAGUCGGCAAGCGCAAUGGAACCGGCGUGUUCAUCUCAGACGUGGUCAAGGGUGGUGCGGCCGACCUGGAUGGUCGGCUCAUGCAGGGGGACCAGAUUCUGUCCGUCAACGGGGAGGACAUGAGGCAGGCCUCACAAGAAACCGUGGCAGCCAUCCUUAAGUGCGCCAAGGGCCUGGUCCUCUUGGAGCUGGGCCGGCUGAAGGCUGCCUCCUGGGUCUCGUCCCGCCACAACUCGCAGGGGAGCCAGAUGAGCCACGGCAGCACCAACGGCUCCGGCACCGGGUCCCUGGCACCGACUGCCAACCCCCCCACCUCCCAUUUCACCAACAGUGUUCGGAAGCUUACGGUCGAUUCUGCCGUCAAGAGCCCAGGAGGCGACGUGGGGAUGCGCACCGUGGAGAUUACACGGGGCCCUGCGGAUGCCCUGGGCAUCAGCAUCGCCGGAGGUAAGGGCAGCCCCCUGGGCGACAUCCCCAUCUUCAUCGCCAUGAUCCAGGCCAACGGCAUGGCAGCCCGGACACACAAACUCAAGGUGGGCGACCGGAUUGUGAGCAUCAACGGACAGGCGGUGGAGGGCCUGUCACACGGCGAGGUGGUCAACAUGCUGAAGAAUUCCUUCGGCAACAUCAGCCUGCAAGUCAUCGCAGACACCAACAUCAGUGCUAUUGCCAGCCAGGUGGGCAGCUUGUCCAGUGGUGCCGCCCCCCCCAGUGUGCCGGAAGCCCCGGCAGGCCAGCCCCAGACCCCGCAGCCCAAAAGCAUCACCCUGGAGAAGGGCUGCGACGGCCUUGGCUUCAGCAUCGUGGGGGGGUACGGAAGCCCCCACGGAGACCUCCCCAUCUACGUCAAGACCGUCUUCUCCAAGGGGGCAGCAGCCAUGGAUGGGCGUUUAAAGCGAGGGGAUCAGAUUCUGUCCGUGAACAGCGAGAGCCUGGAUGGGGCGACACACGAGCAGGCAGUGGCUGUGCUGAAGCGCCAGAGAGGGACAGUUACACUGGAAAUCCUGACCUAGCUAACACCCCUCCCCCACCCCUACUGACUGGGAGCUACUGUAUGGGCCAUGAAGGGGAUGCGGGGUGAGGUAGCAAAGGAGAGAGCAUGGGGACUGGAGGAGUUCUAAGAUGGGCGGAGCCUGGCCCAGUUUUCCCACUUCACCUGUUCUCCUUCCAAAAGAGGAGCUUAGGUUGGCCUGAAGGAUUAUGGGGUAUGUGUUACUCUGGAAGGUACCACUGAAAAGGGAUUGUGGAGUAUGCAGGACGUGUCCUUGUCCCUUUUUUAUCACAAUUUUUAACUCCGUGAGUGCAGGAGAUCCGUCAGGAUGAGGAAAGUGAUCCGAGCGGGACCCUGCGUGGUGCCAUGCAGCCCUUCGGUCAAGUUUGAGGGAUGUGUGUCUGAAAAUCACCAGCCCAUUGAAAUGCACACACAGCCCUGGUCUGUGCAGCCGGGAGGUCUGGGUGGUGCUCCGGAGUGUGGACUGGACCUGUCACACGGUCACCGAGGGACUGAGGACACCAAGGCACAGGACUCCAGCAGCUUGUGAAAUGCUUCCUGCCCUCGUCUCCUCAUCACCAGGGGGAGAUGGGAACCUGCUCACUCUCAUCCAGAUGCUGCUUGUUCACAACGCGCUGCACUCUGAUUGGCUGGGCAGAAGCCUGGCCUCGGCAACGUCGUAUUCAUUCACCAGAAGACAAAAGUCAAAUGAGACGGGAAGCCAGGGGUCAGUGUGCCCAUCACGUGUGUCCCAGGCUGCAUUGGGUCUUCGUGUGGCGGCACCUCUUCCAGGUCCCGAACCUUAAAGCAACAUUCAGCAUAGAAAAGCCUUGAGUUUAAUUAAAAAUUGAGCAAAUGCUGAUUGAUUUCAAGUAGCAGUUUCGCUAAGCCUUGUCUUGCUUUGUAUGCCGUCUUUCAGAUGCCUUAUGUCGUUUGUGUUGGUAUGUUUGCCCGCUGUGUCCGGCGGUCUGCCUCCAUUUGUCUCCCCUCUCAUGCCUGAAUCUCUCCGGUGCCGAUGAUGUCAGUAAAUCCCGCCUGGUCUGUAGUCGCUGGCCUGUGAUUCUGCAUGGGCUUCGGAUUUCGAGGGCCUGGUUCCCAGAAGGCAUCAUCCCAUGGGGAAGCUGAGAUCUGGGAUCCGGACUGCACAGGGACAAGCAUUACCAGGAUGCACCCAGCUCUGCUGAUGUUUACCACGUACCAGGAGACUGUCAAACAUGUGCUAGCUGUGGUGAAGCCUUUGACCUGUCUACCCCUCUGACUGGUGCCUCUAGUUUGAUUGGUUAUUGCGUUGCUAUGGAAACCAGCCCUGUAACUUACUGCAUUGUUCAUAACCAAUCCUGGAGUCUGUCCCUUGAAAAUGACAUCAGAUUUGCAUUGUGUGUUAGGCCUCCCCUGUCAUGUUUUCAUUCUGUCCAGAUGCUGGAUCCCUUCCCAGCAUCCUCCUGUCGUCUGUAGGUCCAUUCCUGAGACCCGACCACCACCGUCGGAUCUUAUGUCCAGCCCAAUGUCUGUUGCUUAUGUCUUUUUUUUUUUCUGUUGAUUAAGAAAAAGUAGUAGGUGUGUCCACCCCGAUGGUGAAUUUAGGAGCCGUGCAACGAAUCGUCUAACCCAGAACGCAGUAUUCAGAGCUUCUCAGACCUCUCAGUGACAGAGUUCUGUCCCCUGUAGUGCCAUAGAAGGGUCUCUUUUUGUACCUGUCGGCCAAUCUAUGUAGAAUGUCUUCACAUCCAAAGAAAUUGUUGAAAUCACUUAACGCUGUAAUAAAAGACACGAUGCACACGUGG
This is a messenger RNA of Paramormyrops kingsleyae, 7524 nucleotides long. Lineage: Eukaryota; Metazoa; Chordata; Actinopteri; Osteoglossiformes; Mormyridae. The record is from RefSeq and is a predicted model, not a curated record.